AUGGCGGACAAACGACAUGCUUCCAAGCGCGCUGCGCAAAUUUUAAAUAAUUUUAACCCAUGUACGCCAAAUAAACCAGUCAACACUAAAAUCCCAAAACCUAACACACCCGACAGACGAACGGAUGAAAAAGAAGAAGAAAAAACCAUAGAUAUGAAGGAAAUUCAUAAUAUGUUCUCGACAAUGAUGAAGAAACUCGAGAAACUUGACGCCGUUGAAUCUGAUAUGAAGCAAAUAAAGCAUUCAUUGGAAUUUGCACACGCAGAAAUUAACGAUUUGAAGAAGGAACAAGAAACAACAAAAGUUAGCAGUAAUGACGCAAAAAAACGGAUUGAAAAGCUAGAAGAGGAUAAUGCCACACUGCGCGGCAAAAUUGUUGAUAUCCAGGCAAGAUCCAUGCGCGAUAACCUGUUAUUUUUCAACAUACCAGAAAAUGACAAGGAAAAUACAACUGAACUCAUACACGAACUGUUAGAAAGCAGGAUGGAGAUAAAGGAAGCACGGAGUAACGUUAAAAUCGAUCGUUCUCAUCGUAUUGGGCGAAAGAAAGAGGAUCAACGCAGGCCACGGCCAAUUGUAGUGAAAUUUAAUUUUCACCAGGACAGAGAGCACGUGCGACUUAAUGCCAAGAAACUUAAAGGCACAAAUAUUGGCGUAUCUGAACAGUUUCCGGAAGAAAUAGAAAGAAUAAGAAAAACACUCUAUCCUGAACUAAAAAAGGCGAAAUCUGAAGGUAAAAGAGCCAAGAUUGUGAGGGAUAAACUUAUUAUUGAAGGGCGAGUGUUUAAUAAUAGUAGGUCUUGA
Paramuricea clavata is the source of this 804-nucleotide messenger RNA. NCBI's taxonomy places the organism in Eukaryota, Metazoa, Cnidaria, Anthozoa, Malacalcyonacea, Plexauridae. The record is from the annotation of a GenBank genome assembly.